AAGUCUCCCUUGCUUGCAGCCUGCUAUUAUUACUAUUAUUUCCCCUUCUUUCUCUCCCGUCCUUCCUUCCUUGCGGAUCCGAAUUCUGAAUUCUUCUUCCCAAUCUCGAAAAGAAAUUGCGGAUCAUCGCGAUGGCUAAAAGCUCGUUCAAGAUGGAACAUCCUCUCGAAAGGAGGCAGGCUGAAGCUGCUCGCAUCAGAGAAAAAUAUCCUGAUAGAAUUCCUGUGAUUGUGGAAAGGGCUGAGAAGAGUGAUGUCCCUGACAUUGACAAGAAAAAAUAUCUGGUUCCUGCUGAUCUCACUGUUGGCCAAUUUGUGUACGUGGUCCGAAAAAGGAUCAAGCUCAGUCCAGAGAAGGCUAUUUUCAUCUUCGUGAAGAACAUUCUACCACCAACUGCUGCUAUGAUGUCAGCAAUAUACGAGGAAAACAAAGAUGAAGAUGGGUUCCUUUACAUGAGCUACAGUGGUGAGAACACAUUUGGGGUCUAUUGAAAUGCUACAAUGGCACAUCUGUGUGUUCGAGCCAUGCAAAAAAAAAAAAGAAAAGGAAAGAAGAAUCUAGAUUACUUGUAAAUUCUUUACUGCCUCGGUUGUUCGCUGCUGUCUCCAAGUAACACUGGUCUCAGACUUUCCCUUUUAUCUUUGGAUAAUUUGCUGUCUAUAUUAAGUAAAUCACUUUUCUCCAAUUUGCGUUC
Molecule: messenger RNA, 694 nt
Organism: Populus euphratica (Euphrates poplar)
Lineage: Eukaryota; Viridiplantae; Streptophyta; Magnoliopsida; Malpighiales; Salicaceae
Product: autophagy-related protein 8d
Exons: 6
Coding region: 132-491 (119 amino acids)
Source: RefSeq, a predicted model, not a curated record